Messenger RNA from Symbiodinium sp. CCMP2592, 1437 nucleotides. NCBI's taxonomy places the organism in Eukaryota, Dinophyceae, Suessiales, Symbiodiniaceae. The record is from the annotation of a GenBank genome assembly.
AUGAAGAACAACAAGCAGUUUCAGCACAAGAUGCUCCAGAAGCACAUAGACGUGUGUGAGGCUGCUAACUCUCUGGCGAACAAUUUCAGCGAGCUGACCAACCACAGCAUGGACGUGUGCGUGAAUCUGAUUCAGGAGAGAAAUAUCGUCAUUCCGUGGCAGGUUCUGUUGCAGGUGACAGAGGCGAAGCUCCAGUUUUUGUUCCAGGAGUUGGGCGAGGCCCCGAGCUCGAAGCUUGCCGACAUCACAGACCGCAUCCUCGAGAUCAUUUGUGCUUGGAAGCAUGUCUCUCACCCGGUCCGCCUCGAGUCGGACGACGAUGACGAGACCACCAAGAUGAAGGAGGAAUCUGUGACAUGGUCUGCGAAACGAAGCACUUUCAACCUCUUGUGGUUGGAGCUGGAGGCAGACAUCCGUGACGCGGGUUCGGAGGACACAGAGGAGCGUGCCAAACUGGAGGCCAAGGCUGAGGCCGAGGGGGAGCUUCAGUCCGUGACGGUUUCCGCGUUGGCUUGCCCGGCUUUCUUCAAUUUGCUUGAGAGCAAGAACACUGCAGCUUUGCUGAUGGUGGCCGAGAAAUAUGUGGGUGCCUAUGCCAAUGACGGUGUGCAGGAUCUCGAGGACUUUCACGAGAGCGGCAAGCACGCCUGUGAGGUCAUCAAGCAGGGGCUGUCCUCGUUGAUUGUGUUGCUCGUCCCGACGCCGGGGCACUUAGGCACUUCCCCCACGGAUGUCAGCAACAUCAUUACCUACGAGGAUCCCAAGUUCAAGAAGGAUGCCAGCAAGAUGGACUUGCUGGGGACGCUUCAGUUGUUCUUCCAGGAGGACAAGUUCUGGCAAGAGGCGGCCGAUGAAGUCCUGAAGCUGGGAACCUCCAUCAUGAAGUACGGCGAUGAGCUGCAGGCCUUGAUUGAUGAUCUCAGCAAGGAGUCCGAGGAUGCCAGUGACGAGGUCUCCGAAGCCUUCACCCGGAGCGUCGGCCGCUUCGACUUGUUGCGGAAAAGCUUGCGGAAAAACGCCACUGACAAGCUCGAGAAGCUCAUUCGUGCCCGGUUGGAGCGCAUCAUUGGGCGAAUGUGUAAGACUACUGAAAUCUCCCAGGAGAUGAAUGUGCACAUCUCUUUGAUCAUGAAGGCUUUGGGUUUCUUCCCCACUGCCAAGGGCAUUAUGGAGCUGAGAAGCAAGUUCGUGGCUUGGCAGAAUGGUAUGGACAAGGAGCUGAGCCAGCAGAAGCUGCUGACCUUGGCUGACGCCGUGGGCCGUGACGAGGCAUGGCCCGUGAAUGAGCUCAAGAGAAGCAUUGACAAGGCAUGUACCAGUAAAGGCGAGGACGACGAGAACUUGGAGCCUGAGCUUGUGAAGAAACUGGAGGCAGUCUCAUGGGCCAUCAUGGAGAGGCUGGCCCUCGAGGCUGGUUUCCUCGAGAAGUCCAAGUAA